This is a messenger RNA of Cucurbita moschata (crookneck pumpkin), 729 nucleotides long. RefSeq lists its product as uncharacterized. Gene Ontology annotation, molecular function: nucleic acid binding; zinc ion binding. The coding region runs from base 1 to 729 and encodes 242 amino acids. The record is from RefSeq and is a predicted model, not a curated record. The transcript has 2 exons. NCBI's taxonomy places the organism in Eukaryota, Viridiplantae, Streptophyta, Magnoliopsida, Cucurbitales, Cucurbitaceae.
AUGUGGUUGAGGUCCAUUGAGUCAGUAUUUGUGUUGACCAACUGCCCUGAGGCCCAUAGGGUGGAGUGUGCUAUGUUUAUGUUGCAUGAUGAUGCGGAAUUGUGGUGGCAGGCCACCCGCGACCUUAUUAGUCCUGAGGGUGGUGUAGUCUCGUGGGUGGAGUUCAAGGAUGUCUUCUCUAAACAAUAUUACCCAGAGGAUGUCCAGUUGCGAAAGCAGCAGAAGGAAUUUUCUAAGCUGAAGCGUUUUGCCCCAGAAUUAGUGAACACGGACUACAAGACAGCUCGACAAUUUGUACUGGGGUUAGAUACGAAGAUUCGUAACACUGUUAAGGCGAUUUCACCUACCACUUACGCUGCCGCCCUGAGAGCAGCUAAGGCUAUGGAAGGACCUGAUAGUUCGCGUGAACCCCCUUCAUCACUAGUGAGACAGAAGCGACGCCGCGACCAAACUGACCGAAAUGAAUUGUCGUUUCCACAAACACAAAGACGAUCAGAUAGACAGCGCCUGGAUUAUAGGCGUGAACAGCAAGGCAGUGAGAACAGGUCAGAGAGUAGGCCCAAGUGUAAGGAUUGCGACAAGAAUCAUUGGGGCCAGUGUUUGGUUCGAUCUGGAGCCUGUUUUCGAUGUGGAAAAGCAGGGCAUUUAGCUAAGGAUUGUUUUGGAAGUCGUACUACUGAUGUUGGAAAUCAACAGAAAUCAUUUCGCAUCGCGAACAACCCCCAUUAG